This is a messenger RNA of Aspergillus saccharolyticus JOP 1030-1, 1038 nucleotides long. RefSeq lists its product as uncharacterized. The transcript is spliced from 2 exons. Gene Ontology annotation, cellular component: nucleus. The record is from RefSeq and is a predicted model, not a curated record. Bases 1 to 1038 code for a protein of 345 amino acids. Lineage: Eukaryota; Fungi; Ascomycota; Eurotiomycetes; Eurotiales; Aspergillaceae. Gene Ontology annotation, biological process: kinetochore assembly; mitotic sister chromatid segregation.
AUGGACAUCCCACAGGAAAGAGUCAAUAAAAUCCAACACUUUGCAGAAAAGCGCCAACAAGCAGAAGAGCGUCAAGCCCAACAGCCACUGAGCGCAGCCAACAUCAAACUAUACAACGCGCGCUUAGAUGAAACUCUGAAGGAGCUCCAAGAACGAGUCAAGCGCCAAGAAGACGAGUUGCGCAAGCUACGCGAAAUCAACUCAAUCGACCUUUCAAAUAUCGGUAACAGCACCUGGGCUCGUGUUAGUCAGGUGCGCAGGGCCAAAAAAGCCUAUGACUCUCUGCUCAAAUCUGACACGGAGUUCCCGCCAGUGGGCUCCCCGUUGCCGUCUUUGCUUGCCGUCGAGGAGACAGCCCGUCUGGUCAGGGAGACGAAGGUCGCCGCCUCGAUAACGGGCAAGAAUCUUUCCAGCACGCGCCAGCGAGUGAAAGAAGAGGAAACGAGCUUGCGUGAUGCGCAAGCGAUCAGAGACGGCCUACAGCGACGCAUUCAGACUGUAGCAAGUCAAAACGCGACAAGGGAGAAGAAGGCAAACUCCCAAUUAGCACGGGAGCUUGUUGAACAGAGGCGGCACAAGAAUAGCGAGUACGACAAAGCGACAGAGGAGACAAAGACCAAAUUGUACGAUUUCGUUGAUCGGUCGCUGGCAUCAAUGCUUGCAGCAGAAUCCCUUGGCGGGCCAACUGUGGGCGACGUGCCAAACGUUUCCGAUGCUACCUUAGAAUUAGGCUAUACUAGUCACGGCAAGCCUAAAAAGCCAAGAGUACAGACGGAAACAAAUGACUCAGAUUCCAACCAACGACGGAUCGAUGAGAUUCUGCCUCGACAAAAUGAGCAAGGAAGGCCUGCCAACCGCAGAGAGGCGGCGGCUCUCGAGAUGCGCAACCUCCUUGAUGCUUUGCUGGAAGCAAGUCCUUCAUACGUGGAAGUCCGAGAAUCCGCAGCCUCCAGAUUUCUAGUACGGGCCAAGGUGGCACAGUUCCACCCACGCGAUGCCAGAAGAUUGAGAUUGAUUGACUUUGGUCGCACAUUAUGA